AUGCUGAAUGGUGUGAAGAACCAAGUCGUGGGCGAUGGGGACUCCUUCCGACUGGUUUCCUCGAUGGCCGAAAAGACGAAUAGGUUAGUGAUGCAAUUCAGGGUAAUCAAGAAACAUAUCAUGAAUUGUAAGUCUGGUCCCGAUUUUGGCCGAAAUCUAGGGGGGCAGAAGGGAACUGACGAGGACGAAGCGCGGAAUCCCUUUGCGGGUGUGCCUGAGGCAGUGGUGAGUGGUAAUAGUCACAGCAUCAGCGACUCAUCGCAAAGUAAUGGCUCAAAAGAAAGAGAAAGAAGGGGGGGAACGCACAAGCGGGCGAGGGCGGACGAGGACGCGCAUGAGGAUGUCGAUGUAAUGCAGGCAGAGGCCCAGCUGAUGGAGGCGCAGGAGAGCCGGGCGUACGCGGCGAUUUCUCGGUCUUCGAAGCGCAAGCGGCUGGAUCUAGCUAUUCCCGGCGCCGAGCAGGAAGUCGCAGACGUGAUGCCUGUAGCGUUAGAGACGGAGGAUAUUUCAGAGGAAGUCCAGCGGCGAUUGAAAAUCAAGGAGGAGCGACGCAAGAAGAGAGAUGCUAAGCCCGAGAAGAGGAAACGGGAUAGCCUUGCGUCGAACGGGAGCGCUUCUGCCUCGUCGCCUGGCGGUGUCGCGAGGCCUAGGAAGAAGAAGGUCAAAACUAUAAUCUGUGCAGAAAGGGAGGGGAGAGCUGCGACGCACCAUUCUCCCUCGCAGACAUCAGGUGGCAAAUUUGGAGGGAGAAAGCGCGACCCAGAGAUUUUGGACGAAAGUCCAUCUACGUCAGAAGUGAGAAAAAGACAGCGAAAAGCUUCCUGA
Messenger RNA from Aspergillus udagawae, 825 nucleotides. RefSeq lists its product as uncharacterized. The transcript has 2 exons. The coding region runs from base 1 to 825 and encodes 274 amino acids. Lineage: Eukaryota; Fungi; Ascomycota; Eurotiomycetes; Eurotiales; Aspergillaceae. The record is from RefSeq and is a predicted model, not a curated record.